Messenger RNA from Sinocyclocheilus grahami, 4210 nucleotides. Its product is annotated as protein MB21D2-like. The transcript has 3 exons. NCBI's taxonomy places the organism in Eukaryota, Metazoa, Chordata, Actinopteri, Cypriniformes, Cyprinidae. The record is from RefSeq and is a predicted model, not a curated record. The coding region runs from base 191 to 1756 and encodes 521 amino acids.
GAAUAGUUUGCCAGUGAAGGCGCGCGCAGGAGGACCUGUAGGAAAUGACUCGAGCUGAAAUCCUGUUUCAGAAAAGAAAUUACAACAAACAACCCGGGGUCUAAGGCAGAGCGCACCGAGCCAGCGGUAAACAGGGUGUGUGUAAACCAUAAACAACGAAAGUCAUCGCUGAAUCUAGAGGAAAUGCUCAAUGGAGACACUCAUGAGUGCUGUGGCCCCGCGUGCACCGGCGACGGUGAAGCGGGGGUCUGAGGUGGACUUCCGCUCGGGCACGACUCUGGAGCAGCUGUCGGCUCAGGUGCAGGAGCUGGUGCAGCUGGAACAGGGGGAGUUUGGAGACCAGACCGCACUCGAGGUGCACACGGCCAAAGACUUCAUCUUUAACAUGCUGGGCCUGGUGCAGAAGGUAGACAAACGAUUGCCAGUUGCCAAUGAAUAUCUGCUGCUAUCAGGUGGAGCCAGGGAAGGUGUUCUUGACCUUAACCCAGAGGAUCUAGGUGACUAUGCUAAAGGUGUUGACUUUGAUUUGGACUUCACUCUACUAGUGCCCGCUCUUAAACUGCAUGACCGAAAUCAGCCCGUGACGCUGGACAUGCGGCAUUCCCCACCAUGCCAUUCUUGGCUGAGCCUGCGCCUCUGCGACCCUGCGAUGCUGACGCGUUGGAGUAUCUGCUGUCAAGAUGAGAAAACUAGAGAGAAUAAAGAUGUGGAAGAUGAGGAGGAAGAAACUGAAGCAGUACGAGGCUCAAUCCCAUCCCUGCAACCUCCUCAAUCAUUAGAUGGAUGUUACUUCUCUCCGUUGCUGGUUGCCGAUUGGUUCUGGAGUGUAGUUGGGACGGCGGUAGAAGAGUUGCGGAGAAAUCCUCAAAGAGGGAUUCCUGUUCCUGAUUGUGUUGAGCGGAAUGGUCCACUAACAACACUGAUUCUUACUGCAGGAACUAGCCGUAUCCUUUACGACUUGCUUCCAGUGGUGUCGUUUCGUGGCUGGCCGGCUGUCGCACAGGGCUGGCUCACGACCAACCAUUUCUGGGAUGGCAAAAUAACGGAGGAGGAGGCCAUCAGCGGGUUCUACUUGCUUCCUUGCUGUUCUCCAGCUGCCAGCCCCUCAACCAGACCUGACCGCGAAUGGAGACUUGCCUUCUCCCGCAGUGAGGUUCAGCUAAAGAAAUGCAUGCCCUACCCAAUGGCAAAAGCCUUCCAAGCAGCUAAAGCUGUACUGUCAAGACUAUUAGCUCGCCCUCGCACCGGCCUUAGCCUCUACCACCUACGUACCUUGAUGUUUUGGGCUUGUGAUCGCUUGCCUACAACCUACCUUAGCUGUCUAGAUCAUGAGACUCCUGCACGGCUGUUCCUUGGUCUACUUGAUGACUUGGCUCACUGCAUUCUGGGCAAAAACUGUCCUAAUUACUUCCUCCCUCAGUGCAACAUGCUCGAGCACCUUACGGACAGUGCCGCCCUGUUAGUGGCACGAAAACUUGCACAUUUACGUUCCGAUCCUACAGAGCAUUUAAGAGCCGCUUUGGAGCAGACACAACAGGCAUGCCAACUCAAACGUGAGGCCGCAGUAGCUGUGAGCAAUGGCCAUGGGUUAUCAUCAUCUACCCAUGAACAUGGUGCGGGAUCACCACAGGACGACCGGCUAGCACAACGACUACAACAGCUGGUGACCGAAAACCUUGGCAAGUCUAUUUCAGUCUUCCUCAACCCAGAUGACGUUACACGCCCGCAUUUCCGCAUUGACGACAAGUUCUACUGAGUGGACUGAGCUGGUUUAUACACUGCCCAGGGUACAGAAACCCUAUACGACAGAACUUCUAGAAGACAUAGUCAUGUCACUGUGCUACUGUAUUACCAAAUAGUUAAAUAGUCUUCACAGAGGGGUUUCUUCCCUCUGUUUGGCUCAACAAGACUGACAACAAUCAAAGUUGCUUGACACUCCAAUGAGGGAUUGCAUGAAUUUCACAGGUGUCACAAUGUCAGGGAGAACAAAAUUUACAGGGGAAGGAUAGAUUUUAGUUAAGCGACUCGUAUAAAAUCGAAAUUCAAUUGCAUCCUAAGUUUUUUUAGUUUUUUUUUACUUGCUACUCAAUACUACUGAGAAAGGAAACUAGUAUUUUCUGCUGUGUUCCACAGUAAAUCCCAAGGGCAGUAGAACUAGAAAACCAACUAGGCCAAGGUACAUUAUGAUGAAAUCGAAUGCAAAUUUUUUUUUGUUGGUGUAUGUGUGGAGAAGUUUGCAACUAUUGAUCACAUAAUCUUCUCUUACUUUAGUCUGUCAGUUACCCUGCUUUCUCCCUUUCUCAGGUACUUUUUUUCUUUUAACUGGUGAGUCUUGAGUUGUUCUACAGUCAAAAACAACAAAAGCAGAAAGUGAGAAAAAGAUGAGGAAUAACUCACAAAUCUAGGCCUUGUCCUUUAUGUAUAAGAAGCUGUUGUACAGCCUGUAGAAACAAUCUUUUUGAAACAAAUGCUGUUCGAAGCUAUUUUUUUGUUUACUUUUUUUAGAUUCUUAAGUUAGAUGCGGGUGAUGGUCUAUCACGUUUCAGAGACUCGUUGAUAAGUAAUAAGUUAAACUGACAAAACUGAUUGAUGCAGAUUUUGUGUCUUCAUGGUUCCUGAUUGGAUUCUAAUCUGCACCUAAAUAAGCAGUAUGUGUUAGUGUUAUUCUAAGGGCUUUUCUUUGUCAAUCGUUGUUGCAUAUGUCUGGAUAAAACUAAACAUGGAAGAUGCUUUGGAAAGUGGGAUUUUGUGGGGAUAAAGGUUUGCCAGCACUAAGUACUGGAAUAAUAGAAAGACAGAUCCAGUGCGGGCAACAGAGGUUUAGAGAAAGGAUUGAAGGAACGUGUAUAGAGACAGAGGAAUGCAUCUCAGUGUUUUUUUGUGUUUGUGAAAGGGUCCUACAGUAUCUCACUCUUGCAUAUUUGCAUUGGUAGCUGUGGGAGGCAAAGAUGGAUGAAGAAAGUCAAACACGAUGUCCACUGGAUAGAUUAGGCCGAACCAAUGGGACUCCCGGGACUGUAGACAUCUGCUCUCCCGUGCUCAUUUUUGCUUUCCGUCUCAUUCCUAAAUCCUUCCCUCUUCAUCGGCCUCCAUCUCUGGCUGUUCUUGAUCCAUCUCUACCUCUUUGACUGUGCUCAAGGAUUAAAGAACAAUGUUACAUGUGUAUUCAGCAUAAAUCGCAUUAGUGCCCUGUGGGAGUUGGCAGACCAUUCGUGUGUGCUGCUGACAUGGCUGCUGCACAAAUACAGAGCAAUCAGUAACAGCGUUGCCUUUGAAUGACAGCAAAAUGGUGAGGAAUAGGCUUUUUCUAGUGAAUUUCUCAUUCCAAUAUGUGAGACGGGAGACGUGCUACUGAAAAGAGGUUGUAUAGUGUUGCACAUGGUACAGGUAGGCUUUUAUACAUAAUGUCUGCUUCAUGCCAAGGAAAAGACACCAAAGAGAGUUUAAAAGACUGAUUGCUUAGAUUAAAUGUCAUGAAGGAAAACGGAUGUAUCUCUAUUGUAUAUUGUCAGGGUUUGACACUGUAUACCUUAAAAGGCCUCUUUAGUUGGUUUAAAUAUUGUAAAAUGCUUGAAUCAAUAUUUGUAAUGCUAUUUUAAAUGUUUUUUUGCAUAUAUUGACCGUUGUUUAGCACAAUGCCUGAUAUCAAAUGAACAGUGGUACUAUGCAAGAUUUCAGAAUCAUCUCUAUGAAUGAGAUAUUAAGGCCUACCAUUUCUGUGAUCAUUACCGAGUGUUUUAUACAAUGAAUUCAUUGGGGAAAAAAUUAAUGUUCCUGCCUCAGGGCAUGAUAAAAUGUUCCAGACGCAUUUCAGGUGAAUCUGAAGGAAGCCAAAGCACAUAAUUUUCUUUCCCAACUUUUUAAUGAUGUGGUCCCAGUGUUUCAUUUUCUGACAGCAAUAGUCCCUUGUGUCAUGCUGUUGUGUACAAACGUUUUUUUGCCCUGCUCAAGCGGAAAAGAAAAUACUAAUGUAAACAACUUAUUUUACCUCUUGAAUUAAUCUUGUCGUCAACCCAAAUUCCCUGAAUGGAAAUGGAACGAUGCAUAUUUAAAUGGUACCAAAUAUUUAGAUAUUCCAUAUCAUUUCUCUAACGUGCCUCAGAAAGCUUUUUUUUAUAAUAAAUGUGCUGGGGGUGGGGGGAAAUUGCCCUCUGUGUAAUCAUGUGUGAUGAUGCUGGUCGUAGCAUGAAAUAAAACAUUACAUCUAUGA